GGUGGCCGGGGUUCAUGUUCGGGCCAAUGCGAGGCUGGUUCAAGCUUGAACUAUUCUUGGAAGAUACAUUUAAUCAGUUUUCCAUCCCCUCCCGCCCCCACGGUUUUUUGCCUGAUUGGCUUACCGCAGCUGAAGACAUGUGGAAUGCACUUUGCCGCUUUGCUAAACCUCUUUCAGGGAGGAAUUGAAAAUUGAUUCCUUCAAAUCUCUGAAGUAGACCGGGAUCUUGAAACCUCACACCUUCUCACCGCUCUCCAUUAUGUCCCCUAAUGCGUUCUCUGCCUGGCCCGAUGGGCGCGGGCGGGCGAGUUGGCUGGGCGCCAUGUUUGAUUUACUUCUUCUCUCUCUCGCAGGACGUGCUUGGGGGAAAUACAGCCGUCCGUCUUUUCAACCAUUUUUUAAAGAUUUAUACUUUGAUUCAAAGAAUUACCCUUAGCAAGAGUAAGAAGUUAGUUUUAGUCUCUCCAAAAAUGGACAUGUUUAAGAGGUUGAAAACUGUCCCUCAGUCCGGUUUCUCGACACAUUGGGUGUGAGUAUGUGUGCCCGUGAGGUCACAGCCGCCCCCAGAGGGGUGUCUGCGUCUCAGUGGGUGCACACAUGUGGCCAGGGCCUGGCUUGCACCCGACUUCACUUUCCUUCCCCUGGACUUGAGUGAAAUCCCCAUGGGUGCUGGGCUGAAGAGGCCACAGGCGGUGAGUUCGGCCCAGAAAGGGUUCUCUUCCCGUCAGAUCGUUUGGGUUCAGAAAUUCAGAUAAAUGGUCUGGUACAUUAUUCUGAAGGAGUUGUCAGGUUUUCCCCCUCUAGUAGGGCUUCUCAAUCAUCAGCAUGCAACCGAAUCCCCUGGAGGGUGGCUGAAAACACACUUUGCUGAGCCCUUCCCCUGAAAUUUCUGAUUUAGCCAGUCUGGGGCCUGAGAAUUUGCAUUUCUCCCAGGCUCCCAGGCAGUGCUGCUGCUGCUGGUGCCGUGAGCACAGGCGGAGCAGCAGGAGUCUAAAAUGCACUUCCGACCCUGUCUGCGGGCAGUGUGCUUGCAGGCCGUGGCGCAGAUGUGGUCUCGAUGAAAGCCAAGACAGACCCAUCCACGGCAGGUGGGACAAAACAAAUCUUCCCGGGCCAGGGGGCCCAAUUCUCUGCAUUACACCUUUUAUUGACCGCUUGUGCAGGGGGCGACUUCCAAGGUGCCAGUGCUUACAUUCUGAAUUACCUAAUGUACAUCCUGUGGGCGUUGCUGUUUGCAUUUCUGGCCGUCUCCCUGGUGCGGGUGUUUGCACCAUACGCCUGCGGCUCUGGCAUACCAGAGAUAAAGACCAUUUUGAGCGGCUUCAUCAUAAGGGGCUACUUGGGAAAGUGGACCUUGCUGAUCAAGACUGUCACCCUGGUGCUGGUCGUGUCGUCAGGCCUGAGCCUGGGGAAAGAAGGGCCCUUGGUGCACGUGGCUUGUUGCUGCGGCAACUUCUUCAGCAGCCUUUUCUCCAAGUACAGCAAGAACGAGGGCAAGAGGCGCGAGGUGUUGUCCGCUGCAGCUGCGGCCGGGGUCUCUGUGGCCUUUGGUGCUCCCAUCGGGGGCGUGCUCUUCAGCCUGGAAGAGGUCAGUUACUACUUCCCCUUGAAGACCCUGUGGAGGUCGUUUUUCGCGGCACUGGUGGCGGCCUUCACCCUACGCUCCAUCAACCCCUUUGGGAACAGCCGCCUGGUUCUCUUUUACGUGGAGUACCACACGCCCUGGUACAUGGCCGAGCUCUUCCCCUUCAUCCUGCUUGGCGUCUUCGGGGGCUUGUGGGGCACAUUCUUCAUCCGCUGUAACAUUGCCUGGUGCAGGCGGCGCAAGAGCACCAAGCUGGGCAAGUACCCGGUGCUGGAGGUCAUCAUGGUGACCGCCGUCACCGCAAUCGUCGCGUACCCCAACCCCUACACGCGCCAGAGCACCAGCGAGCUCAUUUCAGAGCUCUUCAAUGACUGUGGGGCCCUCGAGUCCUCCCAGCUCUGUGACUACGUCAAUGACCCCAACAUGACCAGGCCCGUGGACGACAUUCCAGACCGGCCGGCCGGGCUCGGCGUUUACACAGCCAUGUGGCAGCUGGCCCUGGCGCUCAUCUUCAAAAUCGUCAUCACCAUAUUUACUUUUGGCAUGAAGAUCCCUUCGGGCCUCUUCAUCCCCAGCAUGGCCGUGGGGGCCAUGGCGGGCCGGAUGGUGGGCGUGGGUGUGGAGCAGCUGGCCUACCACCACCACGACUGGAUCAUCUUCAGGAACUGGUGCAGGCCCGGCGCGGACUGCGUCACACCGGGACUUUAUGCGAUGGUGGGAGCUGCAGCCUGCCUAGGCGGAGUUACCAGGAUGACGGUGUCUCUGGUGGUCAUCAUGUUUGAGUUAACGGGUGGCCUGGAGUACAUUGUGCCCUUGAUGGCGGCAGCUGUCACCAGCAAGUGGGUGGCCGAUGCCUUUGGGAAGGAAGGCAUCUACGAGGCCCACAUCCACUUAAACGGGUACCCGUUUCUGGAUGUGAAGGAUGAAUUCACCCACCGCACGCUGGCCACCGACGUCAUGCGGCCCCGGCGGGGGGAGCCCCCGCUCUCCGUGCUCACGCAGGACAGCAUGACAGUGGAGGAUGUGGAGACGCUCAUCAAGGACACCGACUACAACGGCUUCCCCGUGGUGGUCUCCAGAGACUCCGAGCGCCUCAUUGGGUUUGCCCAGAGGAGAGAACUGAUUCUUGCAAUAAAGAACGCCAGGCAGAGGCAGGAGGGGAUCGUGAGCAACUCCAUCAUGUACUUCACCGAGGAGCCCCCCGAGCUGCUGGCCAACAGCCCGCACCCCCUGAAGCUGCGGCGCAUCCUGAACCUCAGCCCCUUCACAGUCACAGACCACACCCCCAUGGAGACCGUGGUGGACAUCUUCCGGAAGCUGGGGCUGCGGCAGUGCCUGGUGACGCGCAGUGGGAGACUUCUCGGCAUCAUCACGAAAAAGGAUGUUCUGAGGCACAUGGCCCAGAUGGCAAACCAGGACCCCGAAUCCAUCAUGUUUAACUAACAACGGGAUGGCGUCUAUUCAGAGAAAAACACAGCGGCUGUGUCAUUUAAAAGACAUAAAGAAACCAUAGCUGGGGACAGUAGAAACGUACUUUGGUUUGAAAAGGAGGGGAAGAAGGUUGAAACCUUUUUAAAAAAAAUAUACAUCAAUGAGCAGGCAUUUAAUAACUCUAACCCCUUAUGAAUUUCCAGCCAUGUUAAUGAGUUUACUAACUGUUAUGGGGGCGUGUGGGUGGGUGUAAAUGAUGUGAUUUGUCUGAGGACAGGGAACCAAAAAGCCAAGUGGAGAGACGUGUCCCCUACCUGCUCAAGGCUGACACUUGUGACUUAAGACCAUGUGUGAAGCUUCGAGUCCAAAAGGCAAAGGCAUAUUGUUGUGUAAGCAUCCUUAUUUAUUGGUUCCUGAAGCUUUGCUGCUAUGUUACUGAAUCAUACUAAAGACAUUUACUUUGUUGGUAAAAAAAAAAAAAAAAAAAAAUUAAAUUUGAACAUAGCGGAAGCAGAAGUAUGCAGAUAGGUCCACUGACGACCAUCCCAUUUCUCACUCCUGUUUUCAGUCUAUUAUUUUGCUCAUCCAUCAGUUUCUGAACCAACAUUAGGGACACCCGCUAUGAUAAGCAUGAAGAAAUCAUUUCUCUGUUCAAGACCAGAAUCUCGGGAUUGCACAACAGACUGUUACAGCAUCGUGCGCUGCUCUGUGUUGCCUCCCGUACAAAGCAAUGCAUCCUUAUUUUCAAGCUCUCUAUGCCCCUGAUCUUUGGUUCCCAUCCCUGUGGCUCCAUGUCUCGCUUGCUGUUGCUUCUGUAUUCCUAAGUCUUAGUCUGGCAUUUUCCGUGGGCCAUAGCCUAUAUGCUCCCAGCUUGCCAUAAGCCUGCUUUAAUUUCCAAACAGUAUACAAGAGUCAAAAGCAGGCCACCCAGUGUUAUUAGUUAUUUUUCCACUCAGAUGUCAUCAAACACGGCAGCGGAGAGGAUAAGUCCUCAGGGGGAGCUCCUCCUAGUGGAUUGCAAGAGAAAUACUAAAUUGCUUCCAAAUCAGUUCCAUUCUCUUCUCUGUGGGAUGCACAGCCUCGCGCCCUGCUGUGUGAGCAUGCACUUUCAGACGGGCAGUCAAAGCGCAGAGGGGCAGAGUUCAAUUUUCCACGGUCAGUUUGAGCAUUGGGCAUCUCUGUAUUUGAACCCACUGACACAUUUAUUCUUCUAGACAGGACUUCUGUCAUUUCUGCGGGAAGGAAUUAAGCUGUAUUUCACGCCCACUGUCGAAUGAUGUGUGUAAGCUGUAUCCCACUUGCCCUUUAGUCUUUGUCCCUCCCUUUUUUCCUACUUGUCCUCAUCCUUUUCAGUCUCAUUGUCAUUGGCUAUUGACGGAUCAGUUAGAUGUGCAUUUGACUUUGAAUACUGGAGAACCCAAUGAACAGUGAUGCACUGAAUAAGAAACCUGGGGUGGGAGAGGGGUGGGCCCUCCAAGGCUGUCUCAGUAAUAUCAUCGAGGGUACAGACUCCUUUGGUAUUUCUUUUCCACCAUCCUUACUCUUUGUCCUUUGGCUUACUGCCUCAUCAUUGCAAGAUGGCUGCUGCACCGCCAGGUAUCAAGUCUGCUUUCUAAGCAGAGAGAAGGCAGAAGAAGGAAGUAAAAAGGUGCAGCGUCUAUGUCAGGAAACAGAGCUUUCCCAGAAACACUCGGCUUACAGCUGUUGGCUAGGAUCCCGUCACAAGGUUCCCCUUAGCUGCACGUGAGUCUGGGAGGGGAAUUUUUUAGCUAGGCACAUUAUUCUCUGAAUGACAUUUAGAUUCUCUUAAUAAGGAAGGGAGAUUGGUCCUUGGGAAGGGAAUUUGUCCGUAGCAUCAGAUGCCAUUGUUGUGUCCCACUCGCCCUUCUUACCUUCCUUACCUUCCCUUUCUUGCCCACCCCUUGCCAACACCCUUCUUCUAACCUUCCUUCCCCCCCACUCCCACUUCUCUCUCCCACUUCACAUAGAACUCUCCAGGCAGCAUCCAGAGUUUCUGCCACCUUCACCCUAACAAAACAGUUCAUUUUGCAUACAAACCUAGCUGCAAGUGGAUUUCUACAAAACUUCUAGUUGAUGGGAGGAAAUAUAUAUUCUUUGGGUUUAAAGAUUUUAAGUCAGACAAACUAUAGGGAAAUUUCUGUCUGUAAGUAACUGCACCUUCAGAAAGAUCAAACAACCACUCCAGUGUGGAAAUGUGCAAUCGAUAGGAAAGAAUUUGAUCUUUGGUCCUAAAAUGGAAUGAAGCUCCUGGUCUCAUUCACCGCAUGUCACUAAUGAGCGCUGGGAGCUUUGUUAUUGGGGUUUCCAUAGAACCUUUGCAAGUGAAGCAUGCGUCUCCUGGAGUUUAAACUCUAAACUCUAAGAAGUCAAAGAUCGCCCUGUGGGGUUUCUGUCUUAUUCCCGCGUGGCUCUCCUCAGAUCUUGCCUGCAAUGGGACAUGGGCAUUGGUCACAGCCUGGCUUUAUAUAAUCCAGGAGGCCCUUUGAGCUGAAACAAGUGGCUUCCAAAGGGAACACUUGGCAGUGAAAAGAUAGCCAAAGGGCAGUCAAACCUCAGAAGCUCCUUCUCCAGCUGAGGCGAUGGACUCUGCACCAAGGUCACAGAGGGGACAUUUGGGAGUUGUGUCUGCAUCCCCAGUGCUUAGGACAGGGAUGGUCUGGAGUUCAUGGAAAAGUGUUGGAAGUGUCACUCCACUUAAAUAACCCAGCCUUGUGUUCUUGCAAGCAGGGCCCCUAAUUUGCCGUGGGGUUCAGCCUCUCCUCAAGGGAUGACCGGCGUCAGACAGGCCGAGUUAAGGUCAAGGGUGGGAUGGGGUAGGCCGUGGUGGGGACUCCCCCACCGAAUCAGCUCCCUCGCAGGAGGCCCCGACUCGGCCACGCAGGCCCUGGCCCACUGGCUCGGGGGCGCAGGUGCAGGCUGCGGGGAACGUGCCGCCACUCUGGGGUCACUCAGAAACCUGCCCGGGCAGGGAUCCUGACGGUGUUCGCCAUAUCCAAAUGCAGAACUUCGGUCCACUUUACCUGGUGAUGUGAUGACUUGGAUGUGUAAGUGAAACAAACAUUUUUCAGAAUAAGGUUUUUUUUCUUUUCCAGAACCACAGGCUUUUGACAUUUGUAAAACUUCCCUGAUUCUUUCUGAAUCUGUUUUUAAUGUAAAAAACAUAAAUGCUGAGUGAAAAGAAGUUCUCUAAGGAGACAUUGUCAACCUGUUUCUUGUUCUGCCUCCCAUUCUCUGACUAAGGCAAUGUGCUGUAGACAGACAUCAAAUAAAGGGUGCCCUGAAAGUGA
Messenger RNA from Choloepus didactylus (southern two-toed sloth), 6324 nucleotides. It is a transcript of the gene CLCN4, whose product is annotated as chloride voltage-gated channel 4. The record is from RefSeq and is a predicted model, not a curated record. Bases 1058 to 3028 code for a protein of 656 amino acids. NCBI's taxonomy places the organism in Eukaryota, Metazoa, Chordata, Mammalia, Pilosa, Megalonychidae. The transcript is spliced from 9 exons. Gene Ontology annotation, cellular component: Golgi apparatus; synaptic vesicle; membrane. Gene Ontology annotation, biological process: transmembrane transport; chloride transport. Gene Ontology annotation, molecular function: voltage-gated chloride channel activity.